Malassezia sympodialis ATCC 42132 is the source of this 1926-nucleotide messenger RNA. RefSeq lists its product as uncharacterized. Bases 1 to 1926 code for a protein of 641 amino acids. The transcript is spliced from 2 exons. Gene Ontology annotation, biological process: calcium ion import across plasma membrane. NCBI's taxonomy places the organism in Eukaryota, Fungi, Basidiomycota, Malasseziomycetes, Malasseziales, Malasseziaceae. The record is from RefSeq and is a predicted model, not a curated record. Gene Ontology annotation, molecular function: calcium channel activity.
AUGCUGUGCGCGGCUGCGGCCAGCAGCUCGUCAUCGACGCAGACGAGUAGUCUCGUCACGACGAACGCGGGGCCCUCGCGGACGAACUUCCACCUGCCGACGCACAGCACGGCGUCGGGGGUGAGUGCGAAUACGGGCAUCGCGCCGCCGCUCACGGGGAGCGCCGUGCCUGCGACGGACGGGCAGCCGUACAUGCUGAAGGACUCGGUCACGGUGGGGCCCGGCGCGCCGGCGCCCCUGUACUAUACGUUUGCGCGGGGCGCCGGCCAGCCGGUGUGGGUGUCGAUGUCGCUGUGCAACGGCCCCGGCAUUCCCGCCUACAACACGAGCAACGCGACGCUGCUGGACGAUAUGGACACGUCGGCCAAGGACCUGCGUGAGAGCACGCUGGUGGGCCUGUUUGUGUCGGACCGCGCGGACGCGCAGCGCCCGGGGCCGCGCUCAGGCCUGUCCGCGGACCAUGUGGGGUACGCGCAGGGCGGGUGGACGCAGGUGGCGCUCCAGAAGGGCGCGGCGCAGGACGUGUGGAUCGGCAUCUGGCCGCCGCGCGAUCCGCGGGGCGCGCAGGGGCGCUACGAGGUGCAGCUGACGGCCUCGACGGUCGGCUCGCUGCAGGACGUGGCCGCAGUGCCGGGGCUGUACUUUGACGACUCGGACCGCCGGAGCGCGCUGCUCACGUCCUUCAACUACACGGCGCCGCCGCCGAACAUGAGCCUGAUCGUGCUGCCGACCGACGGGCGCUUCUCGCUCACGUCGAUCACCUACUUCAACUCGUCGUUCUGCCGUAUCUUUGAUCUCUGGGACGACAUGGACCAGGCGAAUGUGCGCCCGGCGGUGAACAGCAGCGAGACGAGCCGCGGGACGCUCGACGUGCUCACGCGCAUCGCCGGCGGGAGCGGGCCCGAGAACCACGGGCACAUCAACGACACGGCCGGCAUCGCGCCGAUCAUCGACAACGACCUGGCCGCGCCGGUGAUGCUCGCCGACGAGACGCGGUCGAGCCCGCAGGUGCGCAAGCAGUUCCUCGUCAACGGGCUCGAGCCCGGGCAAAACUACACGGCGUACCUCGUCUCGUCCACGAACAACAGCGGCGUCGUGCACCGCCGGCUGUACCCCGCGGUCAAGUUCGUGACGAAGCGCACGGAGAACUGCCGCCUCAUGUACAACCUGGCGUUCUGCCCCGAGCUCGCGUAUGCGGUGCCGUACAACCCGGCGCUGGACGUGAACGAGGCCCUGCGCGUGCUGGAGCAGGUGGUAUCGAGCAACUACGGCAACUUCUCCGCCACGCUCGACACGUUCCCGUGCGCGGACGACAAGCUGGGGCGCUACUCGAGCGUGUCGACGUGCGAGGACUGCCGCCGCGCGUACCAAAACUGGCUGUGCGCCGUGGCCAUUCCCCGGUGCACGGACCUCGUGGACCCCGCGGAGAGCGCCGCGAGCCAGAACGGCACCGAGCUGCAGGGCCUGCCGAUGCCGCCCAACGAGCGCCUGCUCCCGUACAUCGUCAACCGCGUGGGGCCGCGGAGCAGUCGGCAGGCGUACAUCGACCAGCUCUUCGGCGCGGGCGACUACGGCGAGCUCCUCCCGUGCCUGCUGACGUGCGAGAUGGUCACCCGCUCGUGCCCGCCGGUGCUCCGCUGGGCCUGCCCGCGCUGGACCGUGACCGCCCAGCGGGACUACGGCACCUUUGCCGACGCGGACGACACGGGCUUUGGCGUGAACGAGAACGGCGGCGGCGGCCCCGGCGGCCUCCGCUGGGGCGGCGCCUGGUCGCGCUACGUGGCGCAGGACGCGUUCGGCCAUGUCUACUGCAAUCCGAUGGACGUCGACCGCCUCCUGCGCCAGGCCAGCGGCGCCGCGCCGCGCGGGCCGCCCCUGUGGACCGCAGCGCUCGCAGCGCUCGCCACGAUACUGGCCGUGCGCUAG